Messenger RNA from Puccinia graminis f. sp. tritici CRL 75-36-700-3, 534 nucleotides. RefSeq lists its product as uncharacterized. The record is from RefSeq and is a predicted model, not a curated record. The coding region runs from base 1 to 534 and encodes 177 amino acids. NCBI's taxonomy places the organism in Eukaryota, Fungi, Basidiomycota, Pucciniomycetes, Pucciniales, Pucciniaceae. The transcript has a single exon.
AUGUUAUCGGCCAAGCGAGUCGAAGGAGCGGGGCCGAAGGCGAAGCCGAUUGGGGAAUACUCCAGCUCAGCGGAUCCGGAAGGAGAGGCACAACAGACGGCGAUCGGACGGGAAGAGGCGGUGGGGAUGGUGAUGAUCAAAGCUGAGCGUCCGAUCAAGAAGCGGCGGUCGCCGUCGAGUGUUGGUCAUCAUCAGCCGGAGCAGCUGAGUGAAUCCUCGUACGGGGGCCAUUGGCGGCAGUCAUCAGAAGACUCCAGUGUGCCCUCGGUUGUCGAGCUCAAGUCGCAAUAUCCUCUCAACCCUUCCGGCGACCACUCUCGCUCUCUUCGCCGCUCUGGCCUAAGCGCGCUCCCUACUAAUCCUACCAAUAAUCCAUUCGAUGACUUCGAAAUCCUCGACAACAAACAGCUCCCUGAAGAACGCAAUCAGACUCUACUGUCGUCCGGCGAAGACAAAAUCGACGGCUUGCAGGAUUCUUCCAACGGCUACUUCCGGCCUCCUGAUAAAGCCGACCAUCAUGAUUGUUUUUCUUGA